GGAUGCAGCAUUCUCAUCUCAUCUCUUCUUCACCACUGAAGGACGUAGCGGCAGCUGGGCCACAUUGCUGCUGCUGCUGCUGCCUUCAACUGUUUUCUACCUUUUGUGUUCUGGUCGGCUCUCUCUCACUCUUGUUUCGUACCCACCCCAGUCCCACCCCUCCUCUUAGCAUCUCAAAAGACCACUGAGAGAGAAUCGAUGGCGCAGAGGCCCGCCUUGCUGACAGGACAAUAAACCACAAAAGAAGAAAGGGACCUGCACUGCCUUAGUCCUCUCCGUUGUGAGAUCCAGUGAUGCCCCAGCAGACCGAGGACCUGCCCCAGAGUCCUGCCUCCUCAGCUGGGCACCGCUUUGCUGCCAGCCGUUAAUCCCCUGGAGCUACUGAACCCUGAACCCUGACCCCUGAACCCAGGGAAGAGCUUCCCAUGAGGCCCCCACGAGAACUCAGCGUGACACCUCUGUAUGGGGCCUCCAGCAUAUGAAGUAGCUAACAUGGAGGAUGAAGACGGGACGUGUCUACUUGAUGUUUUGUGUGAUCCCCAAGCCUUAAAUAACUUCCUUCAUGGAACCAAUGAGCUGCAGAAUGAAGACCUGCUCAUUACCUGUUCCUCUGGAGAGCCCCCCUCCCUCUUCACUGACCCCCCGAGCCCAAUGUCUCUGUUGGCAGAUGACAUCACCACCUCGCAGGACACCCCCCCUGCAGAAUGCGUUGACCUGUCCUUCCUGGAAGAGGCUCUGCUGGGGGGGUCCCCCGAGGGAGGGGGGGAGAGAAGAGGGGAGAGAGAGGAAGAGCAGGAGGAAGUACCGCCCUGUGACAUCCUCCAGCAGAGUCUUCAGGAGGCUGACAUCACAGAGCACACCAUGGCUCUGGAGGCGGGGCUCGUCCAACCAGGGCCUGGGGAGGGCCACACCCUGUCUCUCUACACACCUGGCCCCCCACUCCUCCCUCCUCCCGCUGCCGUGCCGUUCCUCUCCAAAGCCUUCCCCCACCCCUACCCUGGCCCCCCCCACCCCUACCCUGGCCCCCCCACCCUGCCUCCCAUGCACAGGGACACCCAGGCUGCGGUGGAGCCUCCCCAGCCCUCCCUGCUGGCCGUGGGACCAGGCUGCCCCUCUCUGAAGCCUGCCGCUCCCCAGAUGAUGGGCCUCCUCCCUGGGAACAUCUUCCCCGCACCUCCCCCAGAGACCUCCUUCUCCCUGACCCCUGCCCAGGCCUCCAACACCUCCUUUUCCCUCAUCCAUAAGGCAGUUCCUAGCCUGACAGGGCUGAAAGGGCCCCCCCUACUGGCCUCAACCCUCAGAGCGGCUGCAGCUCCCGGUAUCUUUCUCCAGAGAGGGCCCCUGCCCAUCCAGCCCAAGCUGCCUAUCAACAUCCAACCCCGACUGGCUCCAAGCCUCCUCCCCAGCCGCAGCCUGCCCAACACCUCACCUCCCGCCACCUCACUGCCCCCCCACCUCACUGCCCCCCACCUUACCAAGCCCCAGCCCCUCAGCCUGCAGCUGGUCAACCAGGGAGGAGGCUCCUUCCUGAUCCAGCCUCAGGGUCUCUUCCAUGGCCAGAAUCAGUUCCUCCUGCCCGGCCAAUCCCCUGUCACCCUGUCCCAGCUGCCCGGCCAAUCCCCUGUCACCCUGUCCCAGCCUGGCGGUGCAGCGCGGCCCCUGUUCACCUCCGGCCACCAGGGAGCAACAGUCCAGUCUGUCCAGGGUAUGACACCCUCCAUCGGCCACCACCUGGUAGACGGGUCCCAGAUCCUGACGGCCGUGCCCCACCACAGACAGCUCAACUUCAGCCCCCACACAGUCUUCAGCACCACCCCAACAGGCCAGCUCUCCCUCCGCCAGGGGACCCUGCUCUCUGGCCCCCUGCAGCUGCAGUCGGGGUCCCCUGCUCUCUUCCAGAUGCCGGCCCAGUUGGCGGGGGCCUACAGCCCCCAGGGGCCCCAGGGGCAGGGGGGUCCAGGGCAGCAUGCCACCCUGCUCCACAGCCCUGCUCUGGGGAACCACAUCACCCUGAUGCACUCUGGGAUGCAGCUCACCUCAACCCACCCAGACAGUCACAUGACCUCCAUUUCCAUCCUCAACAGCACCCCUCCUGCUGUAGUACAGGGCCUGCCCUUCACCCCCCAGACUUCCAGACCCCUAGGGGGCACUACAGAGGGACAGAUCAGUGUUCAGCAGGCGUCUGUAGUGUUGCUGCCUGACAGAGCUGGCCAUAAGGAGAGGAGGGAGGAAGCGACGUCCCCACACCUGCCUCAGUCGACAAGGCACCUUCUCCAGCAGCAUGCCUCUCUCCAACCCUCCACCGCCAGUCUCCAGUCCCCUUCUCCCCCUGUAGUGGCCCUCCUACAGACCCCGCUGGAGGCCCCACAGGCCCUGGACCCACCUGGUAUGCUACCCAAACACCUGCUGGACCCAGUUGGGUCGUUACCCAAACACCUGCUGGACCCAGUUGGGUCGUUACCCAAACACCUGCUGGACCCAGUUGGGUCGUUACCCAAACACCUGCUGGACCCAGUUGGGUCGUUACCCAAACCCCUGCUGGACCCAGUUGGGUCGUUACCCAAACACCUGCUGUACCCAGUUGGGUCGUUACCCAAACACCUGCUGGACCCAGUUGGGACGUCACACAAACACCGACUGCCCCAGACGGAGACAGGGACAAAACCAGGGGUGGAGGAGGAGGUUCACAGCCCCAUCACUCACAUCCAGACCCAGGCCUUCAUCCAUCAUCUACAACAGCAAGCCCCUCCCCAUCCCUCCCCACCACCUGAGGACCUUGCUGGGACUGUGGUGGUGUUGGUGGAGGACAACACUGUCUCCGCUGUUGCCAGUGAGAUGGAGGAGGCCCCUCCACCCAUCCCUCCCCAUCCCUCCCCACCACCUGAGGUCCUGGCUGGGACUGUCUCCGCUGUUGCCAGUGAGAUGGAGGAGGCCCCUCCACCCAUCCAGCCAGCAGUUCUAGGACAGGCAGGAGCCCAGUCCGUGAUGCCCCUCAGCCCCUGUGUGUUGGUGGCCUAUACAGUUCCACUAGACCCAGAGACAGAGGAGACCACCCUGCCAGGCCACUCUCCUACCCUGCUAUGCCAAUCUCCUACCCUGCUAUGCCAAUCUCCACCUGAGCAGGGUUUAGGGACCACACCCCCAGCUGGGCAGGGCUUAGGGACCACACCCCCGGCUGGGCAGGGCUUAGGGACCACCCCCCCGAAUGGGCAGGGCUUAGGGACCACACCCCCGAAUGGGCAGGGCUUAGGGACCACACCCCCAGCUAGGAAGGGCUUAGGGACCACACCCCCGAAUGGGCAGGGCUUAGGGACCACACCCCCAGCUAGGCAGGGUUUAGGGACCACACCCCCAAAUGGGCAGGGCUUGGUGAGCACACCCCCGGCUGGGCAGGGCUUAGGGACCACACCCCCACGAGACAGUUUCUCCUCCCCACCAAGUGGGGCCACCUCCCUGGGACUGGCUGGGUCUGGCUCUGGGUCUGCUGGAAGUGCCGUCCCUCAAACCCAGACUGCAGUUUUCAGAAGCCCCUCCCCUCUGCCUGUCAGCGCCUCCCACCAGCUCCAGUCUGCAAUGUUUAGAAGCCCCUCCCCUCUGCCUGUCAGCCGCUCCCCCCUGGCUGUCGGCCCCUACCCCCAGCUCCAGACGGCAGUGUUCAGCAACCCCAGCCCCUCGCCUCUACCUGUCUGUGUGCCUCAGCAGCAGUGUGACACCCUCCUAGUAACUCCCAGCUCCAGUGGAGAGGUUGACCAGGCUAACCAGCACCAUGCUGUGCAACAGCACACAAAGCAAAGCAAACCGCCAGCUGCCUUGGCCAUGGAUGUGAAGGGCAAAGCCUUUACUCUUGAUGUCCAUCCACCUUCUCCCAGACCCCAGGGCCACCAGGGGCCACCAGUCCAGGGGCCCAACACAGUCCAGGGGCCCAACACAGUCCAGGGGCCCCAAGCCAACAGAGAGCAGAACCAGUGGCUCAGAGCAGUUCAGACAGCCCAACAGUCAAAGACAAAGGUGGCCGGUCCUGUGGCGAGGGAGGUAGAACAGAGACUGACUGAGGCGACGUGCAGGCACAGGCUCCAACAGAAGCUGUGUCAGAACCAGGGGCCGGUCCAGAUCCCCUACGUCUGUUCCCCCUUCUCCUCAUUGGGGGAGGCUGUGACACACCUGUUGCCAUACCACGCCUGUGCCGGACACCUGCCUAGUCAGGACGACUUCAACUUAGUGGACGAGCAGUUUGUCACCGUGUCAAGGUUCCUACUGAAACGCUCCAAGGACAUGCUCAACAAAUACAGACAGCUGCUGCUGGGAGAGACACUGCAGGUGAUUCCGUCGGCAGAGAUGGUGAUGCUGGAUCGUCUGUUCCUCCAAUCAGAGAGGUUCUCCCUGGGGGAGGACCGGCGCAGGGCCCGUAGAGACCCAGAGUCCUUCCUGAUGGCCCUGCAUGCAUCGGAGUCCUCCAGCUCAUCCCGUGUGGGGCUGGGUCAGUCCGGCAGCCCCCCCUCCCCCCCAGCUUGGACCAGACUCUCCGACCGACCCCCGGGACUCAGGACCUACCACUCCUCCAGCCGCGGAGGCCUCAAGCUCACCAUCAAACACAAGGCUGGAUCCAGGACGGUGGUUCACAACUCAGCCUGUGACACCAUGCAAUCCACUGCCCCAUCUGGUCACAAGCGGUACUACACCGGCCAGCUGACCAAUGGGAGUGGUGAUCUGACUGAGCAAAACCUGCAGGGCUCCUCCCAUAGGACCUCCUGCCAUCCAAUCAGUGAGGAGAUGUCAAACGGAGCCCUGCCCUCCAAAGCAGUAGAGGACGUCCCACAUGGUGACAGCAGGGAAUCUGUAGCACAGAUUCAGACAGCAGUACUGGGUUCACAAUAUGUAAGUUCCCCAAACUCCAUUACUAUGCCGAGCUUAGACCCACAGACUGCCUGCCUAGAGCUUCCCCCUCAAGACCCUGGAGAGGUGAGUGCCCCCAAACUGAAACGCUUCAGGCCCACGCUUCCGGACCUCCCUUCCCAGGCGGACAGGCACAGCUACAGACCCCAGCCCCGUCCCCAGACCAGCUACAGACCCCAGCCUCUUUCCCAGACCAGCGACAGGCCCCGUCCCCAAACCAGCUACAGGCCCCAGCCCCUUCCCCAGACCAGCGACAGGCUUCAGCCUCUUCCCCAGACCAGCAACAGGGGCCUCCCCCCAACCCAGCCGCCCAGACCAGCGACAGACCAGCCUCUUCCCCAGACCAGCAACAGGGCCGAGCCCCUUCCCCAGACCAGCUACAGACCCCAGCCCCGUCCCCAGACCAGCGACAGGCUUCAGCCUCUUCCCCAGACCAGCAACAGGGCCGAGCCCCUUCCCCAGACCAGCAACAGGGCCGAGCCCCUUCCCCAGACCAGCAACAGGGCCGAGCCCCUUCCCCAGACCAGCGACAGGCCCCAGACCCUUCCCCAGACCAGCUACAGACCCCAGCCCCGUCCCCAGACCAGCGACAGGCUUCAGCCUCUUCCCCAGACCAGCAACAGGCCCCAGGCUAGUCCCAGCCCCCCACCCCUCCUGCCAGAGGACAACACCCUCAGUGAACACCUGCAGAGUGCCAUCGACAGCAUCCUGGAGCUGCAGCGCCUGCAGGGGCCCACGGCGGCGUCCCAGCCAUGGCUCCAGGGGGCGUGCCCGGCCGCAGGCCCCGCCUCCCUGCUGGACCAGGCCAUCACUAGCAUCCUACAGGGAAACCUCUAG
This is a messenger RNA of Coregonus clupeaformis (lake whitefish), 5730 nucleotides long. RefSeq names its product BRD4-interacting chromatin-remodeling complex-associated protein. The transcript has 16 exons. The record is from RefSeq and is a predicted model, not a curated record. Gene Ontology annotation, biological process: positive regulation of DNA-templated transcription. The coding region runs from base 463 to 5730 and encodes 1755 amino acids. Gene Ontology annotation, cellular component: SWI/SNF complex. Lineage: Eukaryota; Metazoa; Chordata; Actinopteri; Salmoniformes; Salmonidae.